AUGGAGAAAGAAGCAGAGGAAGAAAGAAUCCGGAAGCAUAAAGCUGCAGCUGAAAAAACUUUCCAGGAUGGAAUUGCCAAAGCAAAGCUGGUGAUUCGCAGGACCCCAAUUGGCACUGAUCGUAAUCAUAACAGGUAUUGGCUGUUUUCGGAUGAGGUUCCUGGCUUGUUCAUUGAGAAAGGCUGGGUACAUGACAGUAUAGACUACAGAUUCAUCCUGCCCCAUCAGAAAAAAGACAACUUUAAAAAGGACUAUAGCCUGGGAGGUACGAUCAACUGCGCAGCCACCGAUGGCAGAGUGAGCAAGCUUCACCGGUCUGUGCAUGCUGCAGACCUUCCCGCAGAGACCACUGCACCCAAGCAGGGACAGAACUUAUGGUUUCUCUGUGACAGUCAGAAGGAUUUGGAUGAGCUGCUGGAUUGCCUGCACCCACAAGGAGUAAGAGAGAGCCAGCUAAAGGAGCGUUUAGAGAAAAGAUAUCAGGACAUCACACAUUCUAUCCAUUUGGCUCGGAAACAGAACUUGGGCCUUAAAUCCUGUGAUGGCAACCAGGAACUGCUGAACUACCUCCGAAGUGAUCUAAUUGAAGUUGCAACUAGACUGCAAAAAGGAGGCCUGGGAUAUGUUGAUGUGACACCAGAAUACGAAGCAAGAGUAUGCUCACUAGAGAGCUUGAAAGAUUUUGGAGAGUGUGUGAUUGCACUCCAAGCUGGUGUUGUUAAGAAGUUUCUGCAAGGUUUCAUGGCCCCCAAGCAGAAGAGAAGGAAACAUCAAGGAGAAGACUACAUUGCCAAGGCUGAGGAGAUAGAUGAAGACAAGAAAAUGGCAGAAGAAGCUAAGGUUGCUUCAGCCAUGGAGAAGUGGAAGACAGCAAUCCGUGAGGCCCAGACCUUCUCCCGUAUGCACGUGCUGCUCGGGAUGCUGGAUGCCUGUAUCAAGUGGGAUAUGUCGGCAGAGAAUGCCAGAUGCAAAGUGUUACGUUGCGCUCUCCUAGGUGAGGAUGACAAGCUGAUCCUGUGUGACGAGUGUAACAAAGCCUUCCACCUGUUUUGUCUGAGACCAGCACUCUAUGAGAUACCAGAUGGUGAAUGGCAGUGCCCAGCGUGUCAGCCUUCUACUGCCAGGCGCAGCUCACGAGGCAGGAACUAUGCAGAGGAUUCUGCUGAAGAUGAAAGCGAAGAAGGUGAGGAAGCUUCUGAUGAACCAGAUGCUGAGGAGGAGGAGGAGGAGGAGGAAGAAGAUUAUGAAGUUGCUGGACUGAAAUUGAGACCCAGAAAGGCAGCCCGGGGCAAGCAGAGCACAGCCAUGUACUCCUCGAGGCAGGGAAGGCACCAAAGGAAGAAGCAGUCGCUGCACCCUGCCAGGGGACCCCGGCAGCGGGCUGCACCUGUCAACGGCGCAGACAUUGAUGAGCUGGUCCUUCAAACCAAGAAGACAGCACGUCGCCAAAACCUUGAGUUACAGAAGUGUGAGGAAAUCCUCAGCAAGCUGAUCAAGUACCGCUUUAGCUGGCCCUUCAGGGAGCCAGUGACCACGGAGGAAGCUGAAGAUUACUUUGAGGUCAUCAGCAACCCUAUGGACUUCCAGACUAUGCAGAGCAAGUGCUCUUGUGGCAAUUACCGCUCGGUGCAGGAGUUCCUCUCUGACAUCAAGCAGGUGUUCUCCAACGCUGAGCGCUACAACCAGAACGGGAGUCACGUACUGUCCUGCCUGGAGAAGACGGAACAGUGUUUGAUUGACAUGGUGCACAAACACCUGCCUGGCCACACGUAUGCACGCAGGAAACGCAAGAAGCUCUCUGCCAGGUGCCAAGGACUGGAGGAGCAGGAAGGGGACAGUGAGUCAGAGCCCCUUGAACAUCCCCAGGGGCGGAAAAGGAAGAAAUGAGGGUUGGGGAGACAAGGGGGAGAGCCAGAGCUGGAGCAGGCCUUCUGGUGCUGCGGGGCAGCAGGAUGGGUUGUCUGGAGGGAGUUGGGAAGCAGCAGUCACUUCUCUGUUAAUCAAGCCUUCCCUUUGGCCUGUCCUAGUUUUAAUUUUUCUGCAAUUUCCUCAAGUAUUUGAUCAUUCAUUGAGUGAUCAGAGAUGACUUACUGCUUCCUGCAAAA
Cariama cristata (Red-legged seriema) is the source of this 2105-nucleotide messenger RNA. Its product is annotated as tyrosine-protein kinase BAZ1B-like. The record is from RefSeq and is a predicted model, not a curated record. Gene Ontology annotation, cellular component: WICH complex. The coding region runs from base 1 to 1887 and encodes 628 amino acids. NCBI's taxonomy places the organism in Eukaryota, Metazoa, Chordata, Aves, Cariamiformes, Cariamidae. Gene Ontology annotation, molecular function: protein binding; histone H2AXY142 kinase activity. Gene Ontology annotation, biological process: chromatin remodeling. The transcript is spliced from 12 exons.